UCGCGUUAGAGGCUGACCAAUGGCGCUAGCUAGAGGGCGCUUCCGCGGCUUGCGCUUUGCCGGCAGCGCCGUGCUUGCGGUGUUGGGAGUGCCGAGCUGUGCCCUGCAACGUUGGAAGAUGCAGGUUGCCUAUGAUGGCUCCAGCUUCUAUGGAUGGCAGCACCAAGAGAGCCGGCGGAGCGUGCAUGGCGUGCUGCUGGCAGCUUUGACAGCCUCCCAUCCACAGCACAGCGCCUCGCGUCAGCGGCCGAAGCUAGUCGGCUGCUCCCGCACUGACCGGGGAGUGCAUGCGGAGGCGCAGGUGGCCCACUGUGAUUUGCUGCCCCUUGAGCCUAGCGCGUUGCUGCAGCGCGUGAAUCGCCGCCUGCCGGGGGACGUGCGAGUGUUGGCACUGGAGCCAGUGUCCAACACCUUCCAUGCGCGGAAGAGCGCGUUGAGGAAGUGUUACCGCUACGACCUGUUGCAGACGGAGGCGACGCCUUUCCAGGCCCGCUUUGUUUGGUCCGUGGGCGACCUGGAUGUGCCUCUCAUGGCGCAGGCGGCGCAGUAUCUCAGUGAGGAGUUGGACUGUCGCUGCCUCACCGUGCGAUGGCGCGCCUCCUGCCGGCCCGGUGUCGACGUGUACGAUGAAGACUAUUACGGGCCCAUUCGCAAGAGGCUGGCGAUACACGUCAGCGAGGGGGAGUUGGUGAGCAUCCACGUGGAGUCGGAUGCCUUUCUCUACAGGAUGGUGCGAGUGCUGGUGACGGCGCUGGUGGCAAUCGGGCGUCGAGCCCUCGACCCUGCCGAGAUGAAGGAGGGCCGGCGUGAGGCGGCGAUGCAGGAAGUGAAGGGUCGGUUGCGCCUCGCGCCGCCCAACGGCCUCUUCCUGCAGAACAUCGUCUAUUGACGCCAAGGGGCCGCGUGAUAUCAUGUGGUGAGUGCUGGUUGGUUAAUGCUGUGGGCGGUGCCU
Molecule: messenger RNA, 952 nt
Organism: Effrenium voratum
Lineage: Eukaryota; Dinophyceae; Suessiales; Symbiodiniaceae
Source: the annotation of a GenBank genome assembly